CAAAGAAGCCCAAUCCGAACAAAAAACAAGGAUAAGUAAGCCUUGAUGCUCUUCGUUGACCACAAGACGACAUGUGAAGCACACCACACUCUUCUUUCUUCUCUCAAGUAGGCCGCCUCUCCCAAAAGCUCUCCAUUUCUUUUCUUCUUCGAGCUCCCAGCCUCAUCAUCGAUCUCAACAACCCAGCCGCCCUUCUUCUUCAUCAUCGCCCUCGUCACUGUAGUCAUCGUCUUCCUUUCCUUUUCCCCUAUCCCCAGCCAAAAUCCGUUCCACUUCUGCUAAACCAAGUCGGAGGCUUUCUACAAAGUUUUGAUUACUCUGCAAUCAUCAACCCAUUCCCCUUUCUGGAUUCUGCUUUGAUUCAACUUUCUCGGUCCCGGACUCUGUUUUUUGUUUAAUGGGGAAGAUACAAGAGAGGUUUGCUCUGUUUUUCAACAACAGAUGGCUGGUGUUUGUAGCAGCAAUGUGGAUACAGUCGUGGGCUGGAAUCGGGUACUUGUUCGGCAGCAUAUCCCCGGUCAUCAAAAGCUCACUGAGCUACAAUCAACGUCAGCUGGCUAGCUUGGGAGUGGCUAAGGAUCUUGGGGACAGCGUAGGGUUCUUGACUGGUAGCUUGUGCGAGGUUCUGCCGCUUUGGGGCGCUUUGCUAGUUGGUGCUUUCCAGAAUCUGAUUGGGUACGGUUGGGUUUGGCUGGUCGUCACGGGUAGAUCUCCUCCUUUGCCGUUAUGGGCUAUGUGCAUUCUGAUAUUCAUAGGGAACAAUGGUGAAACCUACUUCAACACAGUUGCUCUAGUCUCAUGCGUGCAAAACUUCCCCAAGAGCCGUGGGCCAGUCGUCGGAAUCCUGAAGGGGUUCGCUGGGUUAAGUGGAGCAAUCCUGACACAGAUAUACACCAUGAUACAUGCCCCUGAUCACGCAUCUCUCAUCUUCAUGGUUGCUGUUGGACCAGGAAUCAUAGUCAUCACACUGAUGUUCAUAAUCAGGCCAGUUGGCGGCCAUAGGCAAAUCAGACCAUCUGAUGGCACAAGCUUCUCGUUUAUUUACAGUGUCUGCAUUCUCUUAGCUGCUUACUUGAUGGCAGUCAUGCUGCUUGAAGAUCUAGUCACUUUGAGUAAAACAGUAAUCGUAACUUUCACGGGCAUCUUGUUCGUGCUCCUUGUGCUUCCGAUUGCAGUACCCAUAUGGUUGAGCUUCUUUUCUCCUGACCAGAGUGAUCCAUCAGUGGAGGCUCUCCUUUCCCCUCAGAAUGAGAAAGGACAACCGUCACAGUCUGAGCAAGAUGGGCAUGAGGUGAUACUGAGUGAGGUCGAGGACGAGAAGCCUAAGGAAGUAGACUUGCUCCCAGCCUCAGAGAGACAGAAGAGGAUUGCACAGUUGCAAGCAAAGUUGUUCCAGGCAGCUGCAGCAGGAGCAGUGAGGGUGAAGAGGAGGAGCGGUCCUCAUCGAGGAGAGGACUUUACGUUGGGGCAGGCAUUGAUCAAGGCAGACUUUUGGCUCAUCUUCUUCUCGCUUUUGUUGGGUUCUGGAUCUGGGUUGACCAUCAUUGAUAACUUGGGGCAGCUCAGUCAGUCACUAGGCUAUGACAAUACACAUGUCUUUGUGUCCAUGAUCAGCAUUUGGAACUUUCUGGGCCGAGUUGGUGGUGGCUACAUUUCCGAGGUAGUUGUCAGGGACUAUGCUUACCCUAGACCAGUCACAAUGGCAGCUGCCCAGUUUGUCAUGGCAAUCGGACACAUCUUCUUUGCCUUUGACUGGCCUGGGGCAAUGUACAUUGGCACUCUCUUGAUAGGCGGUGGCUAUGGAUUCCACUGGGCAAUCGUCCCAGCUACUGCUUCUGAGUUAUUUGGUCUGAAAAAGUUUGGAGCUCUCUACAACUUCCUCACACUAGCAAACCCUGCAGGCUCACUCGUCUUCUCAGGCAUGAUUGCAAGUGGCAUAUAUGAUCGAGAAGCUGAGAAGCAAGCCGGAAUUCACAAUCCGAAUUCCCAGUUCUUCCUUUCAGGGAGAAGAUUCUUCACAGACUUUUUCAGUGCCGAAGAUACAUUGAAGUGUGAAGGCUCUGUGUGUUACUUCCUCACUUGCAUGAUCAUGUCGGGAUUCUGUGUCAUUGCAGCUAUCUUGAGCUUGAUCCUCGUGCAUCGUACCAAGGUCGUCUACAGGAACCUCUAUGGCAAAUCCAGGACCUGACCUGAGUUAUGUAGGAUUACCCUUUUCGGGUUAGUUCACUAUCAGGAAUGGAGUGUUUAUAUACUUGGAGCAAUGGAGUUUCUGGAAUCAUGAAGAUGCUUUUACUUGGAGAAAAGAUGCAUUCUUUCAAGAGAUAUUCUCAAGUAAAGGCUGUGUUUUUUGAGUUAUGCCCUUCGUCAUAUUUUCUUGUGCAACCAUUUUUCUGGAUUUUUUUUUCUGCAGAAUGUUGAAUUUGCUGCACAUUUUACUCCUGUCUCAUCAAUUUCUAUUUGUUUUGAUGGGUUGUUAAGCUAUCCAGAGUAAGGAAAAAGGCAAACUGCUCUCUUUUGUCAACUGCAGAGUGCCCUACAUUGUAGUGUUUUCUGCCUCUUCUUGUGUGUUCUUCAAUUAAGAUUGGCAUUUGGCAAUGAGAAAUCAGCAGUGUAUCUGUCAUUUACUCUUUAGAUUUGUAUUGUUGAUGAAUAUUUAUUAGUG
Molecule: messenger RNA, 2662 nt
Organism: Linum tenue
Lineage: Eukaryota; Viridiplantae; Streptophyta; Magnoliopsida; Malpighiales; Linaceae
Source: the annotation of a GenBank genome assembly